This is a messenger RNA of Volvox carteri f. nagariensis, 3054 nucleotides long. RefSeq lists its product as uncharacterized. NCBI's taxonomy places the organism in Eukaryota, Viridiplantae, Chlorophyta, Chlorophyceae, Chlamydomonadales, Volvocaceae. Bases 1 to 3054 code for a protein of 1017 amino acids. The transcript is spliced from 5 exons. The record is from RefSeq and is a predicted model, not a curated record.
AUGGCGCCUUGGUGGAUGCCGAAUGAACCUACUGCCGAACGCAUAGGAGUAUUCUCUGCGCUCUGCCUGUCGGUGCUCCUUGGAGCUGCCGUGGGGUUAUAUGCCAUGUACCGGUUGCAAAAAUGGCUCAAGCGCGGCCGCGACGCCGUGCUCGAAGAGCCCAACACGGCAGCGGACCUCAAAUGCGGGGACGCGUCGUACAUUUGCAAACCGGGGGCCGCCAGUAUUGCGCCCUGUUGUCGGAACAGUCAACCGCCUGCGGCCGCAACAGCGGCAGGGCUUGCGCCUUGGCCCAGCCUCAAGCACGGUGGUCCGUACAACGUAGCCGCAGGCGCUGGGGUCCUGCCCAUGCUCGACACCGCUGCCAACAGCAUCGGAGCUGCACGGCAUCCACUUCCUGCAGCCCCAACACGGACAGCAGGAGCGCAAGGCAAGGGCUCACCCUCCGGAAGUAGCAGCAGCGGCAGUGAUGCUGCCACCGCCACCGCCAGCCCCGCCUCAUCUUCUCCGUCACCGCCUCGCGACGACGACGAUAACGACUAUCCUCAGGAGCCGCUCAGCCCUCAUGGCAGUCGUCAUGACUCGUCCCGCAGCUUCACUGCUGGGGAUGGCUUCCCAGGGCCGGAUGGCCCCGGGAAGGCAGUCAGGCGGGUGCUAGAGACCGGGCCGGAACCGGCCGACGGAGAUGGUGACGGCCGUGGAGGGGACUGCAGCGACAGCAGCCGUUAUGUUGCGAUGAACAGCGUUGGGACUGGGCUGGCAGUAGCACUAGCAGGAGGGCCCGGAGCUACAGCCGGACCCGGAUCCAGGGAGUUCGGGAUUCCAUCCUCGGCGCGAGUACGACCCGUUGCUGCUGCAGCCAAUGAAGGGGGAGGGGUGGCGGCGCCGACGACGACGCCGGUGCCGGUGACUCCGCCGGCGAGAACGCAUGCGCACAUCGUAACGCCGCAGACCCCCUCAUGCGCUGCGGCAACCCCAGCGGAAAGCGCCGUGUACGCAACCCGGGCUCUGUUCGAGUCAUACCACGAGCGCGAAAUUGAGCAGCGUUUGCUCCAAGCAGUCUUUGGUCCAUGUCACCAGCCCGAGAUGCCGCCAACGCAGCAGCAGCAACAACAGCAGCAGCAGCAGCAAAAUUGGGGCUACGAUACACGAGGUGGCCUUUGUGCUCACGCAGCAGCUCAGCUGCAGCCGUCGCCCGCGAUGACUAUGCUACCUGUGCCAACCCCGCUUACGGCAGCUGCCUCAAUGCCACCGCCGGCGACGACACCUAUAGAUGGCUCCCGCCAGUGUGCGGAUUUGGCCAUAGCGACAGCUUGCCUCAGCGCGCCGACGCCGGUGCCCCCGCCACGGCAGCAGGAGCAAGAGCUGACAGCGACGGCAACGUUGGCGUCUUGGCGCCCAUCUCUGGCGGAUCCGCAGGGCCAAGGAGCGCCGAGCGCGCCUGAGCUCCUGCCGCCGGCAUCUGUACGGCAGCAGAGUAGGGAGGACAAGAAGGGCGCUGAUGCAGGGCCGGUGUCGGAGCCAUGCCUAGCUAUAGCAUCUGCACCCACGCCAUCACCAUCACGGGACCCGUCCAGGGAAGCUGUGCGCGAAACGCCUGCUCAGCUUCCGCCGGCAGCAGACUUCUUGCUUCAUCCGCCGGCACCUGCACCGUCGCUGCCGUCGUCGUCCCCUUGGUCGCCCACCUUCCCCGGCGGCCAAUCGGGCGCCGCCGCCAGGAGCAAUGCAGAGGACACCGUAGCAGCAGUAGCAGCUACUGUGACAGGGUCGCGUAUGGCAGGGGCCGCCGGCGGCGCUGGCGCCUCGACGACCGUUGCCGCCGCAUCUUCUUCAACUAUUCCCAACCACAGUACCGCCAGUAUCGCUUCGGUGGACGGCAGCCGGUCUCGCAGCCCUGGCGGCAGCGGCGGCGGCGCCGGAGGCACCCCGGCGUACGGCACCGUCGCGGCUGUGCUCGCAUGCUUGGCUGGCGAGAAUGCGGCGCAGCAACAGCCGCCGCCGCCGCCCCAGCAGCAGCAGGAACAGCUAGGGCCGUUCAUAUCGCAGCUGCCGCCACCAUUCAUGCCGCCCAAUCCAUACCAUUACCAACAGCAUGAUCGCCUUAAUCAUCCUGAUCAUCAUCAUCAUCAUCAUCAUCACCAACAUGAGCAGGAAAAACAGCAGCAGCAGCUGUUUGAGCCAGGGACGCAGUUCUUGCACUUGCAGAUACCGAAGGCAUCUAUUUUGCCGAUGCCGCAGCAACCACCACAGCUUAGUACGACAGCUGAGCAGUACGGCAGCAGCGCGACCGCAGACCAUUCGAUUCAGCCAGCCAGGCCUACCGCAGCUGGGCCUGGCGGCCUACCGGGAUCGGACCCGCCGCUUGGCGUAGGUGUCUCGGGGCCGAGGAUGGGUGGCGGCCGUGGCAGCGGCGACGGCGCUGUGGACGGGCGUGCAGAGGGAUGUGGUACGGACGGUUGUUCAUGGCACGAUGCACAUGCCUUGGCGAGCGCAGCGGACUUUGCGGAAGGCCGUGGCGAAAGGUUGUGGGGGCUGCGCCGCAGUCACAGCAGCAGCCGCGGCAUGAGCACCCGAUGGGCUCGCAACCCAGGUAUGGCGGCCACCGCGGCGGCUAUAGGCACGGCAGGUAUGGCGGUGUCACCCCGCGGCCCUUCCGGUUCUUUGUCGAGUGGCGAUGGCGGUGGCGGUGGCGGCGGCGGUCAUACUGGCGACGACGGGUCGGUGGAGGCGGUUGGAUUCCUUCCGCGUAGAGGUCCUGCUCAAUUGGAGGUCUGUGGUCAGGACGCGAUGGGAGUCUGUGGCAAGGUAAACGUGGACAGCGGUGUCGGUGCCGAUGCAGUGUUGUGCAGGAAGGCGCAGGUGGUGGCGACGCGGGGGUUGCUGGUCCCGCUGGUGCCAAUGGCACCCAGGGUGUGGCCGGCGUCGGGCGCGGCUGGUGUGGAGGGACCUCUGGCUCGGAGCGUUGCGGAGCGUCUCAUGACGAGCAAUCCGCUGUUUAGGCGCAUGGAGGGGGAUUGUGGAACGCCCGAGGACAGCGGAGCUGAAGAUGAAUAA